Molecule: messenger RNA, 1357 nt
Organism: Entrophospora sp. SA101
Lineage: Eukaryota; Fungi; Glomeromycota; Glomeromycetes; Entrophosporales; Entrophosporaceae
Source: the annotation of a GenBank genome assembly
AUGGCUUCACAAUGGGAUUUAACCAAAAUGAGAUUUGAGUUGCAAUAUUUUUCAGAUAUUUCAUUACCAAAUAAUUUCUAUAAAUAUAAUGAUAAUCAUGCAAUAUUUAACAAGGAUAAGACCUUAUUAGCAGUUUAUUUAUAUGUAGAAAAACAAUUAAUUAUUUAUUCAACAGCAUAUGGAACCAAGUUAACAACAUUUACAUUUGUAAAAAUCGAAUGUGAUGAAAUGGUUUUUAUAUACACAGAAGACAACACAGAGCAUUUAUUUGUAGCAUUACAAGACGAAUAUAUUACCAACACAGUCAUUUAUAGAUUCAUGGAUCCAUAUAAUUUAAAUAAUUUUACUGAUAUAACUGAAAUUUAUACAAAGUAUUUAUUUAAAGAUAAUCUAAUUAAAAAACAUCACAAAAAAAAAUUAGAAAAAAAUAAAGUAAUUAAAGUAAUGGAUAAUAAUUUUAUUUUUUUACAAGAAAUUAUAUCAAAAGAAAUUAAAUUGCCAAAUUCACACCUAAAGAAUUUCAACCAUUUAUUUUUAUCACCAUUUAUACUGGAGAAUCAUUAUGAUAAAGAAUCAGGUUAUUUGAAAUUAAAACAUUUAGGGGCUAAGUUAGAUGAAUAUGAUUAUUUUGAACAAUGCACCCAUUUCUUAUUAAGGUGUAAAAUAUUAGAAAAUGAUGAUUUAUUAUUAAUCACAAGAUUAGGUAUGAUGAUAUUUUCAGUGAAUCUUAAUGAUAAAAUUUAUUUAAAAUACUUUUGGAAUGAUUGUAUUGAACAAGAGAAAAAACAUUGGAUGAGACAUACAAGUGACAAACAAUAUAUUAAAGGUAGAAUUUUAAAGGGGUUUGACAGCUUUAAAACCUCAAAUAAAUUACCUUCACCUAAUUAUGACCAAACUUGUAUUAGUGAGGUUACUUCAGGGCAAUCAUUUUCUGAAGGCUUUGCCAACUUUAAAAAAUUAAAUAGAUUACCUUCACUUAACUAUAAUUAUAUCUUUGAUAAUUAUAACCAAUCUUAUGCUGGUGGAAAUAACAUUUCAAGGCAUCCAUUCAGAGAUAUGUUAUUAGCAAUAUUAGAAGAUAUUUCUUCGUUUACAAUGUUUGCUGAUGAAAUCUUAAUAUGUGCUUUAAAUAAUCAUAAAGGUUCAAUAGUAGAACUAGUUUGUGAUAAAUGUCUAAAUUUUUUACAACAAAAUCCUGAAAUGAAUCUUGGAUUAUUAACAUUUUUAGUAAACAAAUUACCAAAAUUAAGUAAACAUUAUCCUGGGGUAGUAAAGAGAUUUCUUGAGCAAACGUCAAUGUUAUUGGAUCCUUCUUGUGAAAAAAUCUUUAUAUCAGAUUUGCCAAGUCAUUAUGGGC